AUGAAAGCAUGUUCAAAUUUUGUUGCGCAGGAAUGGAAAAAACACGAGUGUCGGAACUGCUUUCAGAAGAAGGACAAUCAUAGUGGCAGCCAAGCAACAAUAACAGCUGAUUCAACCGUAUCGUCGUCAAUGCCUGACAAAAAACUAAACUCUUUAUCACCUAAUAAACCAAAUAGAAAAUUUUCAAAACAUGAUGAUGAAUUCCAUACAACUCUUCCGAAACCUCCAUCAAUGAACAGAAGCCGCACAUCUGAUACUACGGAAUCAAAUGUGUUAUCAGUGGGUUCUAAUCGAGAUGAUAUGCAUUCUAGCGAACUAAUCCCAUGCCGAUAUGGAGUAAACUGCUAUAGGCGAAAUCCGACUCAUUUUGAAAAAUAUUCUCAUCCAAUCGAGUUUAUAAUCGAACCAGUAGCCGUCAAACUAGUUACUGGUUUAUCUUCGGAACAGGAAAUUUAA
Molecule: messenger RNA, 456 nt
Organism: Rotaria socialis
Lineage: Eukaryota; Metazoa; Rotifera; Eurotatoria; Philodinida; Philodinidae
Source: the annotation of a GenBank genome assembly